AUGUUUGCAACAAGGCGGUUGGGCAAGGAGCUUAGCAAGAUGCAGGGCCAGCUUCCGCCUGGGAUAAAGCUCGUCAGCGCAGACAACUUCGAGAGUUGGCUUCUGGAUAUCCAGGUGCUUGACGGAAACCCGAUCUACGCAGGUGAAACCUACAGACUCAAGUUCAUGUUCAGCCAGAACUACCCAAUCGAGGCCCCUGAAGUAAUUUUUGUCAGGGACGAUACGCACCCGAUACCCUGGCACCCGCACAUCUACACCAACGGCAUAAUCUGCCUCGACCUUCUCGACAAAGCAGGCUGGAGCCCUGUACACAACGUGGAGAGUGUCUGUGUCAGUCUUCAAAGCAUGCUCACGAGCAACACCAAGAAGGAGCGACCGCCUGGAGAUGCGAACUUUGUUCGUUUCAACACCCAGAGACCCAGAGAUAUUAACUUUGUGUUCCAUGACACCCAGGUAUGA
Molecule: messenger RNA, 459 nt
Organism: Boeremia exigua
Lineage: Eukaryota; Fungi; Ascomycota; Dothideomycetes; Pleosporales; Didymellaceae
Product: ubiquitin conjugating enzyme
Exons: 4
Coding region: 1-459 (152 amino acids)
Source: RefSeq, a predicted model, not a curated record